AUGCGGGGUGUCUGGUCGGAGGGCGAGGCGCGGGGUGCUGGGCGCGGGGGCGGGUCGCGAAGGCGCGUGGCGCGGUUCCAAGGGGCAUGGGACCCAAGGCUCGGGGACCCACGGCACCGUGACAACAGAGCGCGUGCGCGUAAACAGCACGAGGAGUCGGAGGAGGAGGAGGACAUCGACCCGACGGGCGAGGCGGGGCUCGGGCCUGAGCCGGGGCCUGGGCCUGGGCCGGGGCCUGGGCCGGGGCCUGGGCCGGGGGCGCUGCCGGGCGAGGACGCGGGCGAGGCUGCUCCGCCGCCGAGGCGCGACUCGCCGCGCCGCCGCCGCGCGGCCCACGCGCGCUUGUGCACGCCGCCGCCGCGCCGCCGCCUCCGCGCCGCGCGCCGCCCCGCCGCCGCCGGGGGCAAGGGCCGCAAGCCCCGCCGCCGCCGCACCGCCUUCACGCACGCGCAGCUCGCCUACCUGGAGCGCAAGUUCCGCUGCCAGAAGUACCUGUCCGUGGCGGACCGCAGCGACGUGGCCGAUGCGCUCAACCUGUCGGAGACGCAGGUGAAGACGUGGUACCAGAACAGGAGGACGAAGUGGAAGCGGCAGAACCAGCUGCGCCUGGAGCAGCUGCGGCAGCAGGCGUCCGUGGAGAAGGAGCUGCUGGGGCGCGCGCACGCGGCCCACGCCGCCCACGCGGCACACGCGGCGGCGCGCGCGCGCGGGCGCGGCUGCGGGGCGGGCCGCCGGGCCAGACGCGCCGCGCGUGCUGCUCGCCCUUCGCCGCGCCGCCCCGCCCCCCGGCGCCCGCCCGCCGCCGCGGCCGGCGCCGCCGCCUCCGCCUGCUCCUUCCUCAGCAACCGCCGCCGCCAUCUUCCGCAACGUCACCUACUGCACGGCUGCCAGCUGUAG
Molecule: messenger RNA, 897 nt
Organism: Gryllus bimaculatus (two-spotted cricket)
Lineage: Eukaryota; Metazoa; Arthropoda; Insecta; Orthoptera; Gryllidae
Source: the annotation of a GenBank genome assembly